AUGAGUCAACGGCAGAUCGUCCAAGCUUUCGAGCACUAUCAGAAAUCACGGAUGCAGUUUGUGCAAACUGUUGCGGAUUUGGCCAACAGACCGCAGAACAUAGAAAUGCUCCAAAAUGCGGGUGUGAUGUCCUUGCUGCGCCCCCUGAUGCUGGAUGUGGUCCCCAGUAUCCAGCAGACGGCGGCUCUGGCUCUGGGUCGUCUGGCGGACCACAGUGAUGACCUGGCCGAGGCCGUGGUGCGGGAGGACAUCCUGCCCCAGCUGGUCCACUCCCUGGCCUCCCAUAACAGGUUUUAUAAGAAGGCGGCUGUGUUUGUGCUUCGUGCCGUGGCCAAACACUCUCCAGAGCUGUCCCAGGCCGUGGUGGGCUGUGGGGGGGUGGACGCCCUGGUUCUGUGCCUGGAGGAGUUUGACCCUGGGGUGAAGGAGGCUGCUGCCUGGGCUCUGGGAUACAUCGCACGACAUAACGCAUCGCUGUCCCAGGCGGUUGUAGAUGCGGGUGCGGUUCCGCUGCUGGUGUUGUGUCUUCUGGAACCGGAAAUGGCCCUCAAACGCAUCGCAGCCUCCACCUUGAGUGACAUCUCCAAACACUCACCGGAACUGGCCCAGACUGUGGUGGACACCGGGGCCAUUGCGCACUUGGCUCAGAUGAUCCUCAACCCGGACGCAAAACUGAAGAGGCAGGUGUUUGCAGCCCUCAGUCAGAUCAGUAAACACUCCUUCAGUCUGGCAGAGAUGGUGGUGGAGGCGGAGGUGUUCCCAGCAGCAGUGGCGUGUCUCAAAGACCCAGAUGAAUAUGUUAGGAAAAAUGUAGCCACACUGAUGAGGGAGGUGGUCAAACACACACCAGAGCUGUCCCAGGUGAUGGUGAACUGCGGUGGGAUGGUGGCAGUGAUCGACUACCUGGGUGAGAGCAGUGGGAACCUGCGUCUGCCUGGGAUCAUGAUGCUGGGAUAUGUGGCGGCCCACAGUGAGAACCUGGCCAUGGCUGUCAUUCUGUCCAAGGGGGUGCCCCAGCUGGCUCUGUGUCUGUCGGAGGAGUCGGAGCAGCACAUGAAGGCGGCCGCGGUGUGGUCCGUGGGUCAGAUCGGCCACCACACCCCUGAACACGCCAAAGCUGUGGCCACGGCCCACCUGCUGCCCAAACUACUGGAGCUGUACAUGGACGCCAACAGCUCCGAGGACCUGCAGAGCAAGAGUAAGAAGGCUUUGAAGAGCAUCCUGCAGAAAUGCACCCACCUACCCAGUCUGGAACCCCUCCUCUAUGACGCGCCCUCCAACAUCCUCAAACACGUGGUCUGCCAGUUCAGCAAGGUGCUGCCUCAUGACAGUAAGGCUCGUCGUCUGUUUGUGACCAGCGGAGGGCUGAAGAAAGUGCAAGAGAUCGAUGCAGAGCCCGGCUCGCCUUUACAGGAGUACAUCAACGCCAUAAACAGCUGUUUCCCCGAAGAGAUAGUCAGGUACUACUCCCCUGGUUACUCGGAAGUCCUCCUGGAGCGUCUAGAAAACUACCAGCCAGCAUGAAUUCAUCCUGUGACCAUGUAAACAUGACUGUGCUCUACAUGUAUGGCUGUACAGUAAAUUUGACAGUUUUAUCAAACAGCAGCAUUUUAAUUUGUGCUUCUAUAAGCCUUUUUUUGAUUGCACACUAAUAAGUUUUUAAAUGACAUUCUGUUAAUUAACAUGUAUGUUAGUCGUAACAGG
This is a messenger RNA of Sphaeramia orbicularis (orbiculate cardinalfish), 1704 nucleotides long. RefSeq names its product sperm associated antigen 6 (gene spag6). The record is from RefSeq and is a predicted model, not a curated record. Gene Ontology annotation, molecular function: microtubule binding. Gene Ontology annotation, cellular component: acrosomal vesicle; axoneme; microtubule cytoskeleton. NCBI's taxonomy places the organism in Eukaryota, Metazoa, Chordata, Actinopteri, Kurtiformes, Apogonidae. Gene Ontology annotation, biological process: sperm axoneme assembly; epithelial cilium movement involved in extracellular fluid movement; neuron projection extension. The coding region runs from base 1 to 1524 and encodes 507 amino acids. The transcript has 11 exons.